GUCGACCGACGCUCCACGGCGUUGCAGGCUCUCAAGAUUUGACAAUUUAGCUUCAUAAAACAGAAAAAAAUUCCGCACGGACCUCACUGACCGCCAGUCUUCGACAUCUCGCGCAACCUUUCCAUAGGCUUGAUUUAUUCUUCUAACUUAUUGACGAUAUGUGGUGUGAUAAUUGCCUGCUUCUCCUCCCUCUUCGGGGUGGUGCCAUCGCUUGGGGUGUUGUGAUUCUGCUCUACAGCGUUGUGGGCGGAAUCUUCCUGUUCAAAUGGGGCCCAUACUUCUUCUUCAAUUACCCUGAAGCACAAAUCUAUGGUGGGAUUGCUAUGGCGGUCGGCGCAACUGCUCUGAUCAACAUGCUUGCGCUUUCCAACAGGUCUUAUAUCUGGACACGUGUAUGCAAAUUUUUGUGGCCCUUCGUGCUCGUCAUUUCGGCGAUCCGUGCAGUAAUUAUGAUCGUGGAGCUACAGCGGGGGAAGGACAAGAUCGAAUGGGAGUGCGCUAAUGGUGGUGUCGUGUGGUCGAGCACUGCUGAGACCACUAGCACUGGGACCAUCCCAGGGACCUUCUGCACCGAGGGUUUCUCAAACAUCAACAUCGCAUUCAUCAUCUCCUUGCUGGUUGAUCUCGGUUUUCAGAUGUACAUGGUCUUCCUCAAUUGGCGGUUCUCCAAGCGGCUGGAGCAUUAUCAGACAAUGAAAGGCCCGUUCGUUGGAGGUUAUUAUAACGCUUAAUCCCAGACGGGGACCUUCUCGCCUGUUUCCCCGGAUCUCUCGCUGUCAUGGACGUGGACUUUCCUUCUCGCGAUGGGGCUGUGUUCUUCCUUAUUAACGACUUACUCACGACCUUUACGACACUUUACGCCGUCCGCGCUCCUUUCCAUAAUGAGAUAUCUUAACGAAC
Molecule: messenger RNA, 900 nt
Organism: Heterobasidion irregulare TC 32-1
Lineage: Eukaryota; Fungi; Basidiomycota; Agaricomycetes; Russulales; Bondarzewiaceae
Exons: 9
Coding region: 159-731 (190 amino acids)
Source: RefSeq, a predicted model, not a curated record